AUGAGUAAUUGUAGUCUUAAAUGCAGUAUAUUACCGUGCAUACAUACAUUAAAAAAUAAUAAUGAGUUAGAUUUUUAUGGAUCAAAGGAAAAUAUUUUACAGAGAUAUAAAAAUGAAUUAAAUAUAGACAAAAAAAUGGAAGAUUUUAAAAAUAUAAGUGAUAAUUGUAAUGUGGAUAAGAAGUUAAAUGAUAAAUCCAAUAUGCAAAUAGAAAAAUGUAUUAAGAGUAACAUGAACAUUAAAUUAAAGGAAUUUAAUUUUGAGGAACUUACCAAUUCGUUUCAGAAAGAUAAAAAGAAUAUAUUGUUAAAUACAUAUAAUUAUUAUUUCCAUAAUAAUUUUUUUGAUUUAAAUGAAACAGAGAAAAAUGAAGAAACAAAUAUAAACAUUCAUUAUUACAAACGUUUAUCUCUUAAUAUUAUGAGUUUUGAUUAUGAGAAAGAUUAUAAGCAAGAUAAAUGUAAAGAUAAUGAGAAACCAAUUUUAUUUAAAUCUGAAAAGUGCAAUUUUAAUCAAAAAAUUUUUAGAACUGCUUCGUAUGACGACAUUUUUUUAAAAAAAAUAAAAAUCAGUAGAAUAGAUAAGAGUGAAAAAAAAUGUAUUAAGAAAUAUAAAAUUCCAUUUGAACCUAAUUUUUAUAGUAACCGAUUUUUUUUUUCAGAUAAAUAUAUUAAUGAUGAUUCACUUCAUUUAAGUGAUAAUUGCACAAAGUAUUGCAAUUCAUUGUACAUUAAUAAUGAUAAUUCAGUCUUAAAUACGAAUAAAAAGAAAUUUAAAAAUUUUAUAACUCAUAUAUUAUAUAUAUUGCGAUUUGAAGGUCCACCACCACAUUUUUUAAUAAUAAAAUUUAACAAAAAAACUAAAAAGGCUGUUAUAGUUAAAAAGGUACCAGUAAAUAAGAAUAUUUCUUUUAAUAUGGCUAAAUUCAUUGCAGAAAAAUAUAUACAAAUUCUAAGGAAAAAUUUAAGAAAAAAAGAAAAAAAAAUGGAAAAGAUAAGAAAUAGUGAUAAUAAUUAUGAUAAUAAUCAGAUGAUUGUUAAUAAUUGUUAUGUUAACGACGAGAUUAAUCAUUAUAAUAAUCAUUUUGAAUUUAAAAGAGACAUUGAUAAUAAUUUAGAUUCUAAUAAUAAUAAUAAUAGAAACAUUGAUAGCUCAGAGAGAAGUUUAAUUAAAAAUGAUAAAAUCUUAAAUGAAUUUAAUGAAGACUAUUUUAAUAAUUACCUUUUAAAUACUGACAUAAAUUCCUUAAGUUAUGAAAAUUAUAAUUCGGAAAAUAUCUGUAAUGAAAAAAUAUGUGCAAAUGAAUAUUUAAAUAUUGAUUUAGAAAAAAUUGUAUUUAACACAUAUACAGAAAAAUAUAUAAAAUUUUUAAAUAACAUUAAAAUAUAUUUUUUAAAAAAGGUUGAUGAUAUAAAGAAUUGUAAUAUUAAUAAUAAAAAUAACACAGAAAAUAAAAUAGUUAUUUUAGUAAAUAUAAAAUAUGGUUCAUCAGUUAAAUCGAAAAUUUUUAUUUUUGUAAAUCAAGAAGAUAUGAAAAGUGAAUAUGAAUUUAUAGAUAUAGUGAAUAAAAAACAAAAUGAUAAUACUUUUUCUUCCAUAUUGUAUAAAAAUACCAACAAUAGUAUAAAUGAAAGUUACAAUAAUUAUAAAAAUAAUUCUAAUGGUUCAAUAAAUAGUGAUACACACAUUAAUAUAAAGAUUAAUAAUGUAAAUAUUAUAGGAAAUAAUAAUAAAAGUAAUAAUAGUAUAAAUGAUAUUCAUAAUAAUACUACUUGUAAUGGAAAUUUUUUUAUAAAUAAUAAUGAAUCAAAUACUACAAAUGAAAAUAAUGAAAAUGGUUCCAUUGAUAUAUAUAAACAUGAACAUAGUGACUAUAUUUUUAGUGCAGAUAAUACGCAUGAAAAAGCAUUAAAUAAAGAAAUUUCAGAUGAUGAUACAGUUCCUAGAUACAAUUCUGAUAAAAGUGAGGAUGACAAUAAAAAUAACAUAACAUUAAUUAAUAAAGAAGUUAGAAACCUUGAUUACUUUCUAGAGGAUAAGGAAAACAAAAGUAAUGAAAUCAGUAUAAGUAAUGGAAAAAACUAUGUAGAUAUAGAAAAAAAAAAAAAAAUGUCACAAAAAUAUAAAAGAAAAAUAAUUAAUUUCAUACGUAGUAAUAUAUAUAUUAAUUCAUAUAUAUAUUAUUGCUUUGAAAAUACGGAUGUAAAAAAUAACCUUUUUAAAGAUGAUGUAAUUUUAAUUGAUAAUUCAAAAACUCAAUUGGUAAAUAAUUUACCUAACCAUAUAUAUGAAUUAAAUAAAUUUGUUUUUAUUAAAUUUAUUAAAUUUGAAAAUUAUAUAAAGAGAAAUCACAAAAUAGCAGAAAGAUACAUAAAACAUUUACUACAGAGUAAUGUAAAAUGUAUAAAUAAUUAUAUGAUAGGAAUGAGAUGGGUUCCUGAUAUUUUUGCAUAUGAAUAUUAUGUUUGUAAAAUUACUGAAUUAAAUUCAGAAGUAAAAGAAAAUAAGAAAAAUUUAAAACAUAAUUAUUCAUUAGCAUUACAAAAAGAUGCGAACAAAAAUUCUAUAAAAUAUUUAGUAGAUUAUGAAAACAAAAUAAUUGAUAAUGUUUUAUGUGUUCUUCAUGAAUAUUAUCAAACAAGUUUAUUCACUGAAAAAUGUAUUUUUAAUUUAUUUAAGCUAGUAUUGUUGCGUGUCAGUAUGUAUGCAGAUGUCAUGAAUAAAAAGAUCAUUACGUUAGACCUUGAUAAAGCAAUAUAUAGAAUGAAAAAGUUUUCUGAACCGAUAAAUAUAAAUGAUUUCUGUACAUUAUCCGAAAAUGAAAAUUUAUCAACGAACAAAAAUAUGGAUAUUGAUUCUAAGGAUGUUUCUGAAGUAAAUAAAAACAAUUUGUUGAAAUCAUCAAAUUGGAAUAAUUUAAGUAAUGAUAUUAAUUUCUUAGAAUAUACGGAUGAUAACAUAAAAAAUAAGAAUAAUAAUAUAGGCUUAAGGUAUAUUUACAAUGAUGAUAAAGUAAAUAAAAGUAAUGAUAAUAAUGAAGGAAUUCAAAUGAAUCAUGUUUCCGAUAGUGAUAUAAAAAAAUCAGGUAAGUCACAAGAUAAAUACAAUAAUUUAUUUAUUAAGAAUGAGAAUUAUGAAAAAGAAUCAUCUUUACAAAAUAAAUAUAAAAAUAAAAAGAAAGUGAGCUACAAUCUAGAUAAUACAUCUAUAUCAUUGAAGAAAAGGAAAACAAAAGAAAAAGGGUAUGGUUUAUUAGAAGGGGAACCAUUCUGCUUAAAAUAUUAUAGCUCGUCUGCCAACAACAUGUUGGUGAACAUGGAAAAUCAUAAGAAAGGGUAUUAUUCUAAUACAAGUGAUUUAAGUAGUAAUUCUCACAUUACAAAGCAUAAAUAUCAUUUACGUAGUAAUAACGCUCAUUCAACGGAUAAUUAUUCAUCUGAAGAAUAUAUGACAAGAAGUAACUUAAGGAAUAAAGAAAAAGGAAGAAGUAAAAUGGUAUAUAAAUUAAUGAAUAAAAAUGGUCUGAUAGAACCAUAUUGGUGGUUUUUUUACAAUAUAUAUACAAAUACAAGUGUACAGAGUGAUAAAUCAGACCCACUAAAGAUGAAUAAAGCAAAAAAUAUGUCAAAGAAAGGCGAAGAAAGCAUAAAUUUAUAUAAUAAUUAUGACAAAUCUGUAAAGGGAAAUGAUAAUGAUGAUUACAGAAAAAUAUUGAAAAAAUGUAAAAUGAAUUUAUUAAAUCAUUUUUGCACGAGAAAUAAUAAAAUAAAAAUUAAAUACAUCUCAAUGGUACAUGAUAUAAUAUAUAAAAAAUUUAUUCUUUUAAAGAAUACUAUUUUUCCAAGGCAUAUGCACGAAGCAGAAAUAAUAUUUACAUUAUUUCCUCAUGAAGCGCAAACAUUUAUGUUUGUGUAUACUGAUGACAAUUUGAAUUAUCAAAAUCAAAAUUUUCUUAAAUAUGUUUCUUUCAGUGAUUAUAUAAUUACAUGCAACAAAAUAGACGAUAAUAAUAGAGACAAAAAUAAUGUUCAUGAGAAAAAUGUUAUUUUACCUAUAGAGGAGUAUAAUAACUCAGAAAAUAAUAAAACAAUAGACAAAGAUUUUUAUAUAGACCAUUUUAUCAUAGGAGAUUCAAAAGAUACAUCAAAUGUAUUAGUUGAUAACAAUUUUAAAUAUUCAUAUACACCUAAUUAUGAUAAAAUUAAAAGGAAUUACAGAGAAGCUUAUUAUAAUUCAAAAGAAAUUAACAACGUUCAAAAUUCAAACGAAAAUAAAUAUAACAUAAAGAUAUUGCUGAAUAAUGUAGAAGGAAACAGUGAUAAUAUGACGAAGAAUAACAGUAAUAAUGAAAAAUAUAAAAAUAAUUAUAUUUAUAAUAAUAAUAAUAAUGAUAUUGUAGAAAAUAAAUCAACAGAAAAUUAUCAUAAAGUCUUUGAUUUUGAAAAAAAUAAAAGAGAAAUAAAACAAAAUGGAUAUUAUGAUUAUUUUUUACACGACAAGAAUUUGUUAAAUACAACGGAAAAAUUCCAUAAUGUUGGUGAGAAAAGAAGUGUUUCAAGUACUAAUUUUGGUAGGAGUAAGUAUUAUGAAAAUAAUGUUGAAGAUGAAGAAAAAAAAAACACAAGUGACAAUGAUAUUUCUUUAAUUAAAAGGAGAAGAAAUGGAAGCAAAAGAGCAAAGAGUAAUAAUCUAUCAAAUGCUAAAAAUUACAGUAUGUAUAAUAAAAAUGAUGUAAAUAAUGAAGAUGUGCUAAUACCUAUGGGGCCUUUGCCAACAGGAGUUUAUUUUGAUUCUGCAAGAAAAUUGUGGAGAUGUCAAUGGAAAGAAAAUGGAAAAUUUAAAACAAAAGGAUUUAGUCUUAUACAUUAUAAUACUUUAGAAGAAGCAAGAAAACAGUGUAUUAUAUAUAGAUGUGAAGUAGGAAAUAUUCCUGUAAAAAGUGAAUGGUUAAACCCUAUUUAUGUUAGUUCCUCAUAUUUUUUUAAUAAAAAGUGUGCCAGUAGUGCUAACAAUGGUGCAAAUUAUUCAAACAAAGAAUUAAAAACUAGUUCUUUAAAUUUAAACAAAUUAAAAGAAAAAACAACAAAUUCCAAAAGUUUUAUAGAUGGAUCAAAUAAAAAUUCGAGUGAAAAUUAUUAUAAUAGUAGGUAUUCUACAAAAAAUAAUAUAUCUACAAACUUUCUAAAUAAUGAAAAAAGUGAUGAUAUAGACAUUUCCAUUUUAAAAGAAUUCGUAUCAAAAAAUAAAGGAAAUAAUCCUACUUUUUUUUCGAAUACAGACAAGGGAAAAACUGAAAUGGAUAAUAUUAAUUCUGAAAAUAAUAAAAUGAAAACUAUAAAAGAAGAAAAAAAAGAACUAUUAGAUGAAAAUGAUAAAAUACAUAUUAAAAAUAAUAAUAAUGACAAGAUAAAAAAAGAAAUUAAUAGUAUAUUAAAUGAUAAUAUGAGAAAAAAUAAAUCUAAUUUAAAUAAUGAAGAAAAUAUAGAAAAUUUUAAUAAUAAAUAUUUAAAUAUUUAUAAUACCUCUGAAAAUCCAUUUUCUUUAGAAGAAAAAAACACCCAUAAUGAAUUAAAAAAUAAUAUUAGUAUAAAUAAUGAAAGGCAUUCACUACAUAAGAGGCAUAAUAGUAGUGAAGUAAAAGAAGAUAAAUUAAACGAAAUAAAUUGCAAAAUAGAAGAUGAUAUAAAAAAUAUGUCAGAUAAUUGCAAUAUCCCAUUGGAAACAAAAAUUAAAUUUAAUGAAAAUGUAAAUAAUCAAAAUAACCCUAUGAGUCAUAGUGACAAUGAUAAUAAUCUUAAUUAUUAUAAUAAAAAAAAAAAUGAUCAAGAUGGAUGCUCAGAAUAUGACAAUAUUUUUAAUGAAGAAAUGGUAAAAGAAAAAAACAAAAAUGUUCAUACGUCAACCAAUUCUUUUAUUAAUAAACAGUAUUCAUCAGAUGUUGAAGAUAGUAGAUUGGAUAAUUUAAAGAAAAACACAGAUUUGAAAGAUACUUAUUUUAAUAAAUAUGCCCCAAAAGACAAUCCUGGUAAUUUUCAAUAUCAUACUAAUCAGGAAAGUACUCUUAAUAUAAGCGAUGAAAGUAAUAUUAAUAAGGAAGGAUCAAACUUUCCAGAAAUAUUUUUUAAAGAUAUUCAAAAUUUCUUAAAUUUUGUAAAGGAAAAAGAGUGUGCAAGUGAUAAUACACAUGCAAGUCAAGAAGAAGAUCAUGUAACACACAUGAAAAAAAAAAACACGAAUAAUGCUAUGUAUGAAAAUUACUUAAAAUCAAUUAUAGUUCAGUAUGAAAAUGAGGAAAAAAAAAAGUAUUAUUUAAGAAACAGUGAUAAUUGUAAUAAUAAUAAAAAUAAUGAUAUUACUACGAAUAAUGACAAUGGUAUAAAUGAUAGAAAUUACAAUGGUCAUACUAAUAAAUUAAAAAGGGAUGAUAAUAAGGAUUCUCAAAAUGAAUCGACAUAUUUUAAAAAUACAUACAAUUAUUCAUUUUUAAAUGAUAAAGAAAAAUCAGCAGAUUUCUUACGAUAUAUUAAAAAAAUUUCCAAUAAUAAUAAAAGAGCAAUAAAUCAUAUUGAAGAAGAAAAUUCAGGUAUAUUUAAUAAAAGUGAAGAAUGUAACAACAAAUAUGAUUCAAUUAAUGACAAUAAUUCAUUAGCAGAUUGCUUUGAGAAUAAUUCAAAAAAUUUUAGUGAAAAAAAUAAUUCUAACAAUUGGGAAGAAGGAAAUAAAUCAAAACUAGAUAGUCUAAAAUAUAUGGAAUUAAUAAAUUCAGAAAAAGAAUGUAAUGACGGUACACUUAAAAAUGGAAAUACAACAAAUAAAUUAAUUUACAAUGACCAUGGUAAUGAUAAUGGUUUAAAUGAACAAAAUAUAAAUUGCAUAUUAAAAAAGGAUAUUCCAAAUGCGAAAAAUAAAAAUUUCAAAGAAGAAAUUAUUACGACUAAUAUAAAUAUCAAUAAAAAUAACUACGAUUUUAAAAAUGAUGAGAUAAGUAAAAGUUUAAAUUACAAUAAAGCAUUAGAAUAUGAUAGUAACGGUUCAUUGAAUAUGACCAAUGGAAGCAUUCAUUCAUAUUAUAAAAAUAACGACUCAUUUAAUAAAGAUAAAAAAAAUAUGAAAACAUUAGAUAAUAAUAUAAAUUUAAUUCAAGAAAAAAGAGUUAAAGAAUCAUUAGAAGACAAUAUUUAUAAUUCAUUAAGUAACGAUAUAAUAGAAUCCCAUAAUAUUACCAAUAUGAAUAAUGAUAAUUAUGAGUCAUUAUCAGGACCAUUGAAUGUGAAUAAUCAAAAUAUUAAUGACAAUAAUAUAGAACAGAAAUUAAAUGAAUACGAUGAAAGAAUGUCCUAUUCCAAGAGAAAAGUUAGAACAACUAAUAAUAAUGAUUUUAAAAAGAAUAAUGAAAAAAUUAAUAUAGAUAAUUAUGAUAUAAAUAAGAGUAAUAAUGAAAAUGGUUACACUAAUAAUCAUUUAGUAAAUAAUUCAUUUAACCUUCAUAAUAAAAAUAAUAAUAGUAAGAAUGUCAAUAUUUCUGAAAAUGAAUUAAAAAACAGUACUCCAACUUUUGGCAAAAAAAAGAGUUUAGAUAUAGAUAUAAAUUUAAUUAAGCAAUCAUUACCUAAAGGAAUUUAUUAUGAUCAUGCGAAAAAAUUAUAUAGAGUUCAAUAUAUAAUAAAUAAUUCUAUUAAGACAAAAGGAUUUAGUGUAAAAAAAUUAGGUUUAGUACAAGCAAAAAUUGAAGCAGAAUCUUUUAGAAACUUUUGUUUAGAAAAUGGAUUACUUAACUCUCGUAAAAGAAGAAUAAAUUCUCCAUAUAAUAAGAAAGAAGAAAAUUUUAAAAUGAUAAAAGAUAAUGAGGAAAUAUUAUCGAAUUUAUUAUAUUUAUACAAUUCCAAUAAUAAGCCAAGAUGA
This is a messenger RNA of Plasmodium gallinaceum, 7902 nucleotides long. It is a transcript of the gene ApiAP2, whose product is annotated as transcription factor with AP2 domain(s), putative. Gene Ontology annotation, molecular function: DNA-binding transcription factor activity. The record is from RefSeq and is a predicted model, not a curated record. Bases 1 to 7902 code for a protein of 2633 amino acids. Gene Ontology annotation, biological process: regulation of DNA-templated transcription. The transcript has a single exon. NCBI's taxonomy places the organism in Eukaryota, Apicomplexa, Aconoidasida, Haemosporida, Plasmodiidae.